Dunckerocampus dactyliophorus (ringed pipefish) is the source of this 13158-nucleotide messenger RNA. RefSeq names its product methyl-CpG-binding domain protein 5-like. Gene Ontology annotation, molecular function: DNA binding; chromatin binding. Lineage: Eukaryota; Metazoa; Chordata; Actinopteri; Syngnathiformes; Syngnathidae. The record is from RefSeq and is a predicted model, not a curated record. Bases 803 to 5116 code for a protein of 1437 amino acids. The transcript has 11 exons. Gene Ontology annotation, cellular component: chromocenter; nucleus.
UUCCAAUAUCCCAGUGUAGGAGAACCAGCAGAGGCAGAGAACUAAUGGGUAUGGUUCUUUUUUCCCCCCUUUUCCGUAAGAUAAGAAAACAAACGUUGGUUUCCCCGUUGACUUGUUUUGUCAGCAAUGUGCAUUCGCUUCAAUGCUUGGACGCAACGGCUUGGCACGGCUAGCUAGCAUGCUAAGCUAACCCUUGCUAGCUCGGCCUGGCCCCGGCCUUACGUCGGCUCCCUUGGCUCGAAGCCCGUCGCGGGCGCAGCUGCGCCUAACGUCGACAUUUUGCCCCCUCGGAAUAUGAGACGUGUGUCUUCCAUCCCAACCCCGGCGACUUUUCGGAACCGUGGGGACACCGCAACCCAGCAGCCUCUGGGAAGCAACAUGUUGAACUCACCCUGCUUGUUCGUCUGAGGGACGUGAAUCCGCUGCGCAAAAGCCAAAUGGUGCAAAAAAGUUGAGCGUGAGAAAGUUGCGUGUGUGCAGGGCAGCGUCGAGCACGCCAGUUCCGGAUUUUCUCCCCGGGUGGGAUGACUCCUGGUGGCAAGAGGCAGUAAUGGACGUGCGUACGUUCAGCACCGGAAUCAUGCCGCAGCUAAAAGGGUAGGGUCGACUGUGAGCUCGCCUCACCCUAUCCCCCCACGCCCCUCCCAAAGGAGAGUCCUUCGCUGAAGCUGCCCUGCCUGUUAUGCCGGGCCUCUCACCUCCGCCACGGCAUUAGAAGACAAACAUGACGUGUGUUGCAAAGACUUUGGUGGAUGUCUGAUAGAAGUACCCUUGAGGUGUCGCGUGCAAAUCCAGUGGAGCCAUGAAUGGCGGAAAGGACUGUGAGGCGGGAGAUGAGAGGCUGACUGUCCCCGUCCAAGUCCCCAUUGGCUGGCAGCGCAAGUGGGAGCAUGGCGGUGGCGUCAUAUAUAUCAGUCCCAGUGGCUCAGUGCUGUCCAGCUUGGAGCAGGUGAAGACCUACCUUCUGACAGAUGGAACCUGCAAGUGUGGUCUGGAGUGUCCACUCAUCCUCCACAAGGUGUUCAACUUUGACCGGGGGGCGGUGGUCAAACAGAGGACAGCGGAGGAUGUGAAAGCAGACGAGGAUGUCACCAAGCUCUGCAUUCACAAGAGGAAACUCCUGGCUGUGGCUACGCUGCACAAGAGCAUGGAGAGUCACCCGCCUCUCACACUAACAAGUCCUGGUGGAGGUACGUCAUCAGUGGUCGCAUCGCAUUCCACACCACAUCGAGCAAUAAGGACUAAACCCCACGAGGGCCUGCCCGCUGCUGCUGGUCCAGACUGCAAGAAUCCUUACAAGAUAAUGAUGGCUGCUGGCCACCAACAGCAGCUAUAUCCACCCCAGGAGAUAGGCGGAGGCCAGCAGUCAGAGGUUUGCACUGGGUACCACAGGCCACAGAGGCUGCCCAGCAGUGAGCCAGGUCCCAAGUCUCCUUACCGAGCUGGUUAUGGAGUCAUGUUGAGCCCGCCUGUCUCCAGCACUAAGCAAUGUGGUGAUGGCUCACAGUCACCUUGUACAGACACACGGUCCAGCCCGGAGGGCUAUCCAAGAACCAAUCCUUGUGGAUUUUCUGGAGCUGGCAGUCCCAGCUCGGCUUCCAUCCAUGGAAAUUCCAAGACCCCCCUUUCUCCACCUAGCAUGAUGCUCCAUGGCUCCCCUGCGAGUCAAACAUCCUGUGCUAUGACAGGAAGGACUAGCACACCGCUUUCACCCACAGUCACUGCCAAAAGCCCUGUCAUGAACAUGAACAUGAAUAUGCCACGCGGGAACUUCCCCUCUGGUGUGGACAUGCCCAAUGCAGCGUUCCACCAUAAAGUACAACCGUCUAUCCAUCCUGUACCACCGCCUCCUUCUGUGCCACCACCCUGUGUCCUGCAAAAAAGGCAGUUGACAUCUGAAAAAGACCCCUUAGGCAUCCUCGACCCCAUCCCAAGCAAGCCUAUCAGCCAGCCCCCAGCCAACACCCCAAACUUCCAACCUAACAUCCACACUCAGGUAUCAAUGAUGAAUGUAAACAUACCCCCUCCUGCCAUUGUCCCCUUGCCAAGCAACUUACCUUUGCCCACAGUAAAGCCUGGGCCUGUGGGCCACGGUAGCCAUGUUCAAAGGACUCAGCAGAGCGGUGCAGCUUCCUCGAUGUCACCAUCCCCAGUCACCUCCCCUGUUCACAUGGCAGGGUCCGCUCUUGGUCGGGUGGAAGUCUCCCCCCAUCGCUCACGCUCCUCCUCCACCUCUUCUGAACAUGGGAGCUUUGCAAUGCCAUCAGGGCAUCAGGCUCCUUGUGGCAGCAUGAAGGUUCCCCCUCGGUCCCCCAGAUCUGCUAUGGGCUCUCCCAGGCCAGCUAUGCCAUCCAGCCCCUCAACCAACAAAAAUGACUCACUCCACCAGUACAGAGACUCCCAGCUGCUUACUGGAAUGGGGAACUCUGCUGGCACCCAGCAGCAAAACUCUAUGUACUCACCCAACUCCACCUCUACUUCCUCCUUGCCCACCCCGAGCACUUCCCAAAAGGGCCACCCAGGACUCCUGGGAAUGCCUCUAAACCAGAUUCUAAACCAACAGAAUGCUGCCUCCUUUCCGGCUAGCAGUCUCUUGUCAGCAGCAGCCAAAGCACAGCUAGCAAAUCAAAACAAACACAGCACUGCUGGUGUGGUUGCUGCUGUUGGUAUGGCAGGUGGGGCAACAGGUGGUGGAAGUAACGGAGGGGGUGGCGGGCACCCUGGCUCAAUGACCAACCCUUGUGGCAUGGACGGACACAGCACUUUAAAUCCCAUGCUGCCACCAAACUCCACCAUGCUGCUCAACUGCCCUGAGGGUCAGAGUGGUCGAGCAGCACUGAGAGAUAAGCUGAUGGCCCAGCAGAGGGACCCCAUACGCAAAAGAAAGCAGUCAUCAGGUAGCACAUCUGUCGGCCACGACGGCAGCAACAACAUGGUCUAUAACAUGCAUAACAAGCCUAGCAUGGGAGGAUCCCACAUGCAAGCUCCCAGUGCAGAGCAGAUGCGAAAGGUCGUCCGUCUUGGAAACCUUCCACCAAACACCUCCAUGGCCCAGCUCCUCCAGUCCAUGAGCAACCAGAGCUCCCACAACAUGGCUGGUAACAACCACCGACCUGGCCUCAGCCCAGGACCUUCUCCUCAAGGAGCUCCUCAGCUCCAUUACAGUGAGACUACGUCCAAGAUCACUUGCGGCUCCCAGCAGAACUUCAUUGGUCAGCAGAGGCUUCGUGUCCCAGCAGAAGCUAUGCAGCACUGUCAAAACGUUGAUGCUGCUGCUGGAGGCCACUUGGGCUCGCGACUAGGCCAGUUCCCUGAUAUGAUGGCCCAGAUUCAGACUUCAGGCUGUGGGCCUCUGGUUCCAGGCAGUGGACUAAUAGGCCCUGAUGGCAUGCCACACGGACGCCCCAACACUAAUCCCCCACCACUGUCACAUUCUGGGCCUCACCCCUCGCAGCAAAAUCUCCAUCACGUUGUAGGGCGGACUAACAUGGUGCUGAUGCCGAGUGGAGAUGGAAGCUAUACAAAGAACAUCUCUGACACAGGAAACCCUUCCUCGCUUGGCUGCAACGUGGGCAGCCUGCAGUCUCACGUCAACACUGGCGGGCGACAGAUGUACCAGAAGCACGCCAACCAGGUCAUGCAGCAGGGUGGGGCCUCCCAUGGGACCUCCCUUCCAGCCUACCAGGGUCAGCAGCACUUUUCUGACAACCCACCUUAUGCAGACAGCAGCAAUUCUAACGUCGACUCCAUGGUUUUCCGCUACCAGAAUUACCAGCAGGGGAUGAUGACACAGCCUCAGUUUAGCGAGGGGCAACAACGCCAGGGCGAGGUAUUACGAACAGGAACACCAGGUACCGACAGCGGACCCGGCAGAGGCUCGGAGUCAGUGGACGCCAUCUACAGAGCUGUGGUGGAUGCCGCCAGUAAAGGGAUGAGCGUCACCAUCACCACCACAGUAAGUGAGACCACACAGGCAAGUCCUGUGCCUGCCCUCAGCGCCAUGAGUGCCUUCACUGCCUCCAUUGGGGAGCCCGUCAACCUCCCCCAGGCGGUCAGUGCAGUUCUGCAUGGGGAAGGGGAUGCUUUACCUCAGCAAGCCAGAACCAGGCAGGCGCGGCCCAUUGGAGGCCAGAAGAACAUGGAUCCAGGGAAGGGCACCCCAGAUGGCCCGGAGACAAACAACUACUUCCGACCCCCUGGCUGUGGUACUCCCAGGGGACAGCGGGAUGGGGAAAUCCAUCAUGGUGGCAGCUUUGACACGCACAGCAACAGCAGCGUCUGGGGUGGUGAGGAGUUCUUGGAGUGCUCCACCCAGGUGAGGAGUAGUCCCUGCAUGGAGCGACCUACGAGCUUAGUGCCCUUCCCACCUUGCCCCACAGAUGGCUCCAAUGACCACAGUGUGGCUUUGGCACUUGGCAAGACCUUUGUCGACGAUAGCUACCGCUUCAACAACUGCAGCCGGACGCACACCAACUACAAGGAGCGUCUAGAUCAGACGGUGGAACGUUGCGUUCACAUUAAUGGCACAACCUCGCUCUUUAACACCCGCGGUUAUGGAGAGGUUCUUGGACCCCCUCGACAGGACCUCACAGGCGACGACCAGUCUCCCAGCUCGUCCACAAGCCUGGAAGGACCUCUAGCCGGCGUUAAAGACUAUAGCCACUACAACGGCCACUUCAACGGGAUGGCGCCCAGCCCCUCGGACACCAAGAGUCUGAGCAGCGAGGAGGACCUGCGGCAGCCAGACUCGCCCUCCUCAGAGCUGCUCCACUACCGUUCCAGAACUUUCAACAUGGGAGAACUGGUGUGGGGCCAGUUGAAGGGCUUCCCACCCUGGCCGGCAAAGCUGGCAGGGGAUGAACAGAUGCACAGCGCUGCCAUGCAACUGCGAGAGCAGGCUAAGAUGGAGCCGGAAAAGCUAAAAACUUUAACACAUGACUUGGAGGCACUUGACCGAGUUGCCAAAAGAGGCUUAAAGCCGGGGAAACUGAAUAAUCACUUGGAAGCUGCUAUCCACGAGGCCAUGAGCGAGCUGGACAAGAUGUCGGCCACUAUCCCGUCAAGAGAGCGGACGACGAAGGCGCCGAAGCCCAAGAGGCGGAAGAUCUCCAGAUAACAAUGAAUGUGUCGUCGUCCUCAAAGCCUCCGGAGGUGCCUCGCUGCCGUCUGAGCUAUCCUAGGUGCUACGCAUGGACGCCGCGUGUUCCCUCGCCCACUCCAUGACGUCAUUGAGGUGCUGGAACUUCCAAUCACCGACACGGUUUUAACUGUAGAAGAGUGAACAAAUUGAGAGAACCAUCAAAAAAAGUUGCAAUUUAUCUACAGCUCGCUGAACUAUUUUUUUCUAGUAUAAGAUAGUAAAAGACAAAAAAAAACCUGAGCAUUACCUUACAUAUUUAAGAAAAAUAGACAGUCCAAAUAUUUCUGAUACAUUUUCAUGAUGUAAAUAGGGUAAACCUGAAAUGUCAGAUUAUUAAGAAAUGUAUGUAAAUAUUGUAAAAUGUAAUGUACAAGCGUACUUAAUGCACAUUUUAUUUUUUGUUGUACAAAAACAAAGCGGAAGUGUACCGACGUCUCGCUUUCUAUUCAGACGUACACUCGCAUAGGACCGCGCGCGCGUGUGAUUAAAUACUAAAAAAAAACAGCUUUUUAUAUGACACGGCAGUCAGGCGGGUGCUUUGAGUUGUUUUGUUUUUUGUUUUUUUUUGUACACGUUGUGUCAUGCCAGAAAGUGUUCACGGAAAACAAAGACAGAAUGAACUUUACCAGCAGAUGGUGUUGAUAUUGUUGGAGGCUCCGUCCCACUGCAGCAUUUAACCCUUCUGUCUGAGAAACUUGCGCUUUUUAAAAAUUGUAUUUGGUUUUUCAGCUGUUGACGUUUACUGAGAUGCUUGGAGAGCGAUUGCCGGUUUUCAUAUGGUACGGGUUUUUUGUGGGGUGGUUUUUGCCCUUUUCACCAUUUCUCCAGUGGAAACUUGUCACUUUGUCGAGUUUCAUGGCUGUUGGGCAGGCUAGUCCAAAAUAAUAAUAUUCCAAGGUGAUAGUAUUUUUGCCGAACUGAAGCUUUGUCAAGCAUAAAAAUGGCUAAAUGACGUCAAAUACAAAUAUAAGGCAUUCAGAAGACACAUUCAAAGACAUUGUGAUGAUACAGUAUGCAGUAGGGAUGCUCCGAUCAGGUUUUUAUGCUGCCAAUACUGAUCAUCCCUGAGUCAAUACCGAUACCAAUCACAUCAUUUUUUUAAAUAAAGUAUCAAAUUUAUUAAUGGGUAUUUCAGGGGUCACCAAUGUUUUUUCUUGUGAGAGCUACUUUUACAAAAUGAAAAUGGCCAACAUUUUAUUUUAUAACAAAGCGAAUAUGCUUGUUUUAACAGAACAUUAACAAAAUGCUGGUAUGCACAACUCAUUUUGUAUUUCUGAAUGCAUUUCUUUCUAGUGUUCUCACAUUAUUAACUGAAAACCUGAAUAAAAAGCAGGCUUGCAGGUGCCUCAUGUGAUCGUGGGGUCCCUGGUGCCCGCGGGCACCAUGUAGGUUGGUGAUCCCUGGGCUAUAUGAUAUGAAAGGGGAAAUAUAAAACCUAGACAAAAACAUAUUUGACUUACUUUUUCAAAAUCACUUGUGAAACUUAGAGGAUUGGGCGCCUUCUUUAACGAGACUUUGGAUAUGAGAGCACACAGGUUGAUGGCGCUCCAGCAGGACCCCCAGGGAGUCGGCAAACCCGGUGUCCUCCAUCGCAGACAACGACCGGCCAUCCAGUCCGGCGAAUUAAACCCGAACCUCCGACUGCCACCCGCAAACGGGCGCGUGUCCAGUGUUUUGGCUAAUUAGCCGCCGCCUGACCAAUGAUCACAUCGCGAGCCUCAAAAACUCACGACACCCUGCCAAGUGUAUGUCCCCCCCAAAAUGCCGCACCAAACUAAGGCUUUUUGACGUGCCACCCCGGCGAGCUAUUUUUUGUGUCAUGUUUUUCCGAGCGCAAAAUUGAUAUCACACUCACAACGACAAGAAGUCCCACACAGCAGACAUACUUGUUUUGGCUUUGUGAAGGGAAAGUGGACUGUCGCUAUAGGCUGGAUGCUGCAAUGGGGGUGGAGGUGAUUGACGUUAUAAAGCCAGUAUCGGCUUAUGCUGAUACCGUGCUUUUUCACGGAAAUUGGCCGAUUGAUCGGAGCACCCCUAAUAUGUUUUACACUGGUCACUAGGUGUCAGUAAUGUUAUUCUAAUGCUGGAUGAGACACACAAUCACCAGACUUGAUCGGCGAAACAACAGGCUUUUAUUGCAGAUUUGAAUGAUCUCACAACAGGCACAAUAAUCCCUAACACGGGCUACUGUAAGGUCAGCAAAAACUCAACACUGAACCCCUGACGUCACUUCCUGUCCAACACCGCACCACAUUAACAGCAACACACAUGAGUACGAGUCUUAUUUAUGUCUUAAAUGUCUUAUUUUCUCUAUAUUGGUUAAUGAGUGUAAAGGUGACUAUAAGGGUGUCUACAGGGCUCUAAUGUUAAAAACCGUAAUUUUGCUUAUCAUGGUUGGUCAUUUAACCCAGAAGUGUCCAAAGUGCAGGAGUAAUUUUACAAGAAUAGAGAUAAAAUAUUACUUGAAAAAUCUAACAAGAAAAAGUUGUAAUUUUACGAGAAUAAGUUUGUAAUAUUAUGAGGAGAAAUAAUAUAAUGUUAGUAGCAUAAAGUUGAAAUAUUAAAGCAAAAGUUACUGUAUGAAAAACAAAUGAAACAAUGAAUAAAGUUGUAAUUUUUGGAAAAUUAGGUUUGGGGAAAAGUUACGUACAUAGUUAAUGUUACGAUAAAGUAAAAAUAUUAUGGGAGUAAAGUCAUAAUUACGAGAAGAAAAUUUGCAAGAAGAAAAUUGAAAUAGUAGGAAAAUUAACAAAACAGCAGAAAUGGGAAAAACAGCUGCAAUUUUACAAAAAUAAACUUGUAAUAUGAGGAAAAAUUAUGUCAUUUUAGUAGCAGAGUUGAAGUAUUCAAGAAAAAAAAAUGAUAUAUUUUAAAUUUAUGAGAAACAAGCAGAACAAAAUAAAGCUGUCAUUUUUGACAAAUUUGGUUGGGGAAAAAGUUAUAAUAUGGAAAUAAAGUCCAAAUAUUACUGGAAUAAAGUCCUAAUUCUGAGAGGAAAAUGGUUUAUUUAAGAGGAAAGUUAUAGGGGGGGGGGAAGAGCAAAGCACAAAGUUGAUAUUAAUAAUUGAUUUUUUCACCAACAUCACAAAGCUGAGAUGUUUUUUUUCUUGAACUCUAUAACAAAGCGCACCUCGCACGACGCCGCCCUAUAGUCCAUUAAUCUGAAGCUUGUUGUUUCGAUUGAGUCAUUGGUUAGGCAACAGACCUGGGAUGUCCAAACUUUUUUAUUUAGUGAGGGCCACAUAGUGGGAAAAAUAAAGAAAAAUUUAAGUAUGCAACUUUGCCACUUUGAUAUUUUGUGAAGAGAUGCUAAAAAAAUUAUGUACAGUGGUUUGAAAAGGUGUUUGUCCCCAUCCUGAUUUCACCUUUUUUUGUAUUGUUUGUCACACUUAAAUGUUUCAGAUCAUCAAACAAAUUUAAAUAUUAGUCAGUGACAACACAACUGAACACAAAAUGCACAAAAGACCCCACAACAACAUCCAAAAACCUGCAGGCCUCACUGGCCUCAGUAAAGGUCAGUGUUCAUGACUCUACCAUUAGAAAGACACUGGGAAAAAACGGCCUGCAUGGCAGAGUUCCAAGACGAAAACCACUGCUGAACAAAAAGAACAUUAAGGCGUGUCUCCAUUUUGCCAGACAACAUCUUGAUGAUCUCCAAGAUCUUUGGGAAAAUACUCUGUGGUCUGACUUUUUGGAAGGUGUGUGUCCCAUGACAUCUGGUGUAAAGGUAAUGCUGCAUUUCAGAAAAAGAACAUCACACCAACAGUAAAAUAUGGUGGUGGUAGUGUGAUGGUCUGGGGCUGUUUUGCUGCUUCAGGACCUGGAAGACUUGUUGUGAUAAAUGGAACCAUGAAUUCUGCUGUCUACCAAAAAAUCCUGAAUGAGAAUGUCUGGUCAUCUGUUUGUGACCUCAAGCUGACACCAACUUGGGUUCUAGAACAGGACAAUGAUCCAAAACACACCAGCAAGUCCACCUCUGAAUGGCUGAAGAAAAACAAAAUGAAGACUUUGGAGUGGCCUAGUCAAAGUCCUGACCUUAGUGAAGACUCAUUAGCACGUUGCUGUGCUGUAAAUUAAUGUGCUAUGACUCUCAUAGAUUUUUCAUACUGGGCGCUACAGUUUGAGAGCACAUGAGACACAUCGGUUUGGCUCUGGAUUCUGGAAGAAUGACAAUAAAUUGGUCCGUCCUUUCACUUUUAAAUGUUUGGAUUUCUCGAUCAACCCCUUACUUUUGAGCAAGCCAUGGUUGUCAUUCGAAGUUUAGUGGCAUAGAAGAUGGAUAGAUGAUUCUCUGCAAGUAAACAAAUUAUUUCAUUGGCCUAUUUUGAGUGACGUCACCACGUUUGCUGUCACGGUAAUAACUGAAGUAAUUACGCCCGCAAACUGCCACUGCUAUCGGUCCGCGAGCAUGAUUAUAUGUUAUUAUAUUUCCCAUUCACUUGAAUUGGUCACGGAUCCGUAAAGGGCCAUCACUAGAUCUGGAUGUGGAUCGAGGUACACCAUUUGGUGAUGGCUGCUCUAUUGUGAUUACUUUAUUGCAUGUAGGUGACCUUGGGUGUUUUGAAAGGUGCCAACAAAUAAAAUGUAUUAUUAUUGUUAUUAUUAUUUUACCUGAAUCCUAUUGAGAUGCUGUGGCAUGACCUUAAAAAGGUGCUUCAUGCUGGAAAACCCUCUAGUGUGGCUGAAUUACAACAAUUCUGCAAAGAUGAGUGGGCCAAAAUUCCUCCACAGCGCUGUAAGAGACUCAUUGCAAGUUAUCACAAACGCUUGAUUGCAGUUGUUGCUGCUAAGGGUGGCCCAACCAGUUAUUAGAUUUAGGGGGCAAUCACUUUUUCACACAGGGCCAUGUAGGUUUGGAUUAUUUUCUCCCUUAAUAAUAAUAGGUUUCAUUUAAAAAGAGCAUUUUGUGUUCAGUUAUUUUGUCUUUGACGAAUAUUUAAAAUUAUUUUAUGAUCUGAAACAUUUAAUUGUGACAAACAUGCAAUUAAAAAAAGAAAUCAGGAAGGGGGCAAACACUUUUUCACACCACUGUAUUUCAAGAAAAAAAAAAAACCAUCUCGGCUUUGUCAUAUAGGAGAAAAAGUGUUAGUACAAACUUGACUUUUUAAAAUAACGUUUUGGAUUUUUUUUUUUUUUUUAACUCUAUGCUACUAAAAUGACAUUAUUUUUCCUCAUAAUGCAAGUGUAUUGUAAAAUUGCAAAUGUUUUCCUCGUUCCAGCAUUACUUUUUACUCUUAAUUGACUUUAUUGUUGUGAAAUAACUUCUUAUUUUCCUAUUUUUGCUGCUGUUUUUUUCUUUUUUCCUUUUCUUGUUAAGUUACAACCUAAUUUCCCAAAAAUUACACCUUUUAUUUGUUGUUUUGUUUUUCUCAUAAUAUUGCAACUUUUUUUUUUGUCUCUUUUCUAAAAUAUUUCAACUUUAUGCUACUAAAAUUAGGUUAUUUUUUCCUCAUAACAUUACAAGUUUGUUCUUCUAAAGCCUUGGCUUUUUUUCUCUUAAUAUUUUUACUUUAUUCUCCUAAAAUAACAGCUGUUUUUUUUUUUUAUUUCUGCUGUUUUUUUCCCAACAAUUUCAAUUUUCUUCUUGUAUUUACAACUGCAUUUGCUAAAUAUUUAGACUUUAUUCUCGUAACAUACCUUUUUCCACAACUUAAGUUUCCAAAGAUUACACCCCUAUUUGUUUUGUUUUUCUCUUUUUAUGACAUUUUUCUUUUAAAAUGCCAUCUUUUUUGCUAGUAAAAUUACAUUUUUACUCGUAUUAUUCCAAAAGUAAUCUCAUAAAAUCGUCACCUGAUUGACCCGAUUUUACAAAACAUACACCUUUUUGUUUUGUUUUUCUCAUAUUAUGACAUUUUUCUUUUAAUAUUUAAUGUUUAUGCUACUAAAAUUUUGUAGUUAUUUUUCCAACUAAUAUUAUGAGUUUAUUCUCAUAAAAUCAGCUAUUGAUUUUUUUUCUCAUAUUACAACUGUUCAAAACAGCUUUAAUAUUUCACCUUUUUCUGCUAAAAUGACAUUAUUUUUCCUCAUAUUAUGAUGGUAUUCUUGUAAAAUUACAACUUUUUACUCAAUAAUUGAAUUUAUUCUAGUAAAAUGACUUAUUUUUUUUUGCCAUUUUUGGUGGGGGUUUUUUUUCUUUCUUUUUCUUGUUAUAUUUUGGAAUGUUCGGGCUGCAAAUGGCCCCUGGGCCACACUUUGGACACCCCUGCCCAAGUUGCACCAAAUCAAUAUGGAGCAAAUACAGUUAGUGGUUUGGCCUGCAGUGUGUCAGAAAAGAAGCAAAAAUGUCCAUCACUGUUUUCCAAAGUCAAAGCUGAUGUGUGUGAAUGUCUUGUUUUGCCUAAAACACAAAGAGAAUAGGACUCCUUUUGUAGAUGUCUAAGGAAAUUUUUAAAAAUAUUGACACCGGAGAGGCUGAAAUCAAAAGAUAUUUACAUUUUUAAAUGUGAUAAUAAUUGUUGAUUAAUUGGAUAAAUUGUUUGGAUUCAUUGAACGAACAAUAAGAGAGGUUAGUUGCAGCCUGACUGUUCUGUCCAGCAUCCAUGGCCAAAAAAAUUUGUAUUUGCCUGCGUAUGACGCCGUACGGAGUAAAUAUUUCAACAAAGGUUGGUGAAAGGGUUAAUGGUUAAACGGCCGAGUGGGACGGAGCCUUCCAUCAUCAUCACAUGGCCUAGAAUUGUCAUCAUUGUAAUUUUGUUUUUGUUUGGAUUCCACACACUCUUUUGACGAACUCCAGCCCAAAAAGCGUUGCGGGUUUUGUGUGGAUUGUUCCGUCUUGGUGAAACUUUUUGUCAUUUGAAUGUCAUCACGUCCCCUCCCCCAUCACGAGCGUCUCGACUGCGUAUUCACGUCAUGUUACAAGAUCUUCUGUUUUUUUUGUGUGCUUGUUGUAAAUUAUUUCUGUACAGUUCUUCAUAUUUAUUUGAAGCUUUACAAAUAUGCUAGAUGGCAAUAACACUACCGAGAGUUAAGAACUCGAGCCUUAUAUAUGUAUAUGUAUGUUUUGUUUGAACAGAAGACCCCUUAUUCAUUGGCAAGGUCAUAUUCCCCUUUUUAUUUAAGAGCUUAGAAAACACUUUUGACAGCGAAGCGACUUGUUUUUCUUCCACAAUGUCUUAUUUAUGGAAAACGCUCAAAGGAGAAAGAAGGCGGAGGUUGCCUACGUUGGUAAUAAACGUUCCACACUAUUCACGGCUUGUGCCGGAAUCACUACAGGAUGAAACCAGUGCAAUAAAAUGACGAGUGGGGAUCAACAGCCCACCUCCAGCAAAGCCCCCCCAUCUUGCUGCUUCGGAUGCCGGCGAGAACCAUGCUGCCACUUCUACACGUUCACCGCCGUACCUUUGCUGGUACUCCCUGAAACCUCACACGAGUUGACCUUUCCCGUGCGUGUCGUCGAUGCUUCCGUGCCGACGAGAUGCUCGUGUCCCUUGUUGAACAAAUCUGCGCUUGCUUUCAGCAAUUGUACUGUACGAGACAUCCUGUGCAACUUGAAGAUAUUUGGUAGCGAAAAUGUAGGUCAAGCUAAAGCAAAAGCUAAGGGUCCUCAAAGUGUAAUCAGUGGCGAGGAAAGCAUCAGCUGUUUGUCAACACAAAGCUCUUGGGGUAAAGUUCAUUCUGCCUCCUGUGUGUUUGUGUGGUGACUUGGUGUGUGUGUGUGUGUGUUGAUCUCUACUCUUUUUUUUUUUUUUUUUUUGUCCUCUUCCAACCUCUCUCAUUGUCAGUAUUUUAUUUUUCCAACACGUGAGUAUAUAUUUCCUCACUAAUAUAUACUAAACAGAAAAGAAUUGUGUGAAGUAUGAAGACGUGCACUUGAUUGCUCCUCCUCCUUUCUGCAUUCAUGUGAGCUAUAUAUAUAGUUUGUUGGAGUCCAUUAUUUUGAUAUUUUUGGGACUUUUUUAUGGUUUGAUGUAAGCAGCAUUUUUGUAAAUAUUGUGAGACAUUACAGGUCAUGCAGUGGUGUAACAUUUUCGAGCAAUGUUGCACAGAUGUUUUAAGAUAUUAAAACCUGGUCACUCUUA